Molecule: messenger RNA, 3438 nt
Organism: Oncorhynchus masou masou (cherry salmon)
Lineage: Eukaryota; Metazoa; Chordata; Actinopteri; Salmoniformes; Salmonidae
Product: zinc metalloproteinase-disintegrin-like 4a
Exons: 23
Coding region: 134-2773 (879 amino acids)
Biological process (GO): positive regulation of membrane protein ectodomain proteolysis; positive regulation of cellular extravasation; proteolysis
Molecular function (GO): metalloendopeptidase activity; cell adhesion molecule binding
Source: RefSeq, a predicted model, not a curated record
CUGCCCCUUGGCGAUAACGUACGUCAUGGAGAGGCGGCACUGGAACAGAGCUGCUUAAUUUCUAUGUUCACUAUCAAAUUAGUAUCGGUGCGUACAGCACAUUUGAGAAACUCUGGGAUAUUACGCUCCAGCCAUGCGAUACACUAUAUAUACUUUCCUGUUGUGCAUCACGUAUUGGGUUUUACUGGUCAAGGGCGCAAGGAAAUUGGAUCAUGUGGAGCGUUACGAUGUAGUCCGACCUCAGAGACUGACUGGUCGGGUCAAAAGAAACAUUUUCUCAAACCAGGUUUAUCCUGACGAGUUACAAUAUGCAUUAACCAUUGAUGGAGAGAACCACACUAUUCAUCUGGAGAAAAAUAGGCAACUUAUUGGGAGGCAUUACGGUGAAACACACUAUUCAGAAGAUGGAAGGCGGGUGACAACAUUUCCAAAUUAUGAGGACCACUGCUAUUAUCAUGGUCAUAUUCAAGGCAUUGAGGAUUCAUCCGUUAGUGUUGGAAUCUGUUCUGGCAUUAGUGGCUUUGUGAGGGCUGAGCAGAAAGUCUACCUGGUUGAACCUUUAGGAGACUCUGCCGAUGGGGAGCAUGCUCUGUACAGACAGGAGCACCUCAGAGCCAACAAUACCAGCUGUGGUCACUCCAACGACAGCACGGUCUAUGACCAUGACCAGGGACCGGCCCCCAGACUCUUAGGCCUCUUCAAGUCCAAAGGCUGGAAAAGUAAACCCAUCUCUGGGCCUCAAAGAUUUGUGGAGAUGUAUCUGGUGGCUGACUAUGCAGAGUACAAACAAUUUGGAAGCAAAACCCGAGGUCGAAUGCUGGAAAUUGCCAAUCAUGUUGAUAAGUUGUAUCGGCCAUUGAACAUCCGGGUCAUGCUUGUGGGGUUGGAGAUAUGGACUACUAGGGAUCACAUUGACGUCACGAUCAGUCCUGAGAACACCCUGAAUGGGUUUCUCCAGUGGCGCCAAGACGACCUUCUGAAGAGGGCAAAACAUGACAAUGCCCAGUUUGUCACUGGUAAAGAUUUCUUGGGCGAUACUGUCGGACUGGCAAAUAAACUUGCCAUGUGCACUGGAAGUUCAGGUGCAGUCAACCAGGACCACAACAUAAACCCUAUUGGCGUUGCCUCAACCAUCGCUCAUGAGAUGGGCCACAACCUGGGCAUGUCCCAUGAUACCUCAGGCUGCACCUGUGGGACAUCGCUGUCCAACGACAACUGUGUCAUGGCAGGUCGGGUCAGGUCAGAGUACCCAGGGCUGUUCAGUGGCUGCAGUCAGGAGCAGCUGAGUGACUUCCUGGAGAGAGCCAAUCCCAGAUGUCUGCUGGACACACCUGGCUCUGAUAGGCUGUAUGUGGGGGCUGCCUGUGGCAAUGCCUUCCUGGACCCGGGAGAAGAGUGUGACUGUGGAACUGUGGAGGAGUGUAAGAAUAGCUGCUGUGACCCCACUACCUGUCGCCUCACUGAGGGAUCCAGCUGUGCUCAUGGAGCAUGCUGUGAAAACUGCCAGCUGAAGCAAGUAGCCAGUUUGUGUCGAAGAGCUUCCAGUGACUGUGACUUGGCAGAGUACUGCACUGGAACAUCAGAGCAUUGCCCAGAAGAUACCUUUCAGAUGAAUGGGAAACCUUGUAGCUAUGGUCGGGGCUACUGUUACAAUGGGCAAUGUCCGACACUUCAGCAGCACUGCAAGAGACUGUGGGGACCAGCGGCACAAGUAGGCACGGAUUCCUGCUUUAAUCUAAACCUGGGUGGCAAUGAAGGAGCCCACUGCGGAAGGACCAAAAAUGGCUUUGUUCGCUGCACACCACAGAAUAUGAAAUGUGGAACACUAUUUUGCUAUGGAGGAGAUGAGUAUCCCAUCACUGGGCAGAAGGCCUUCUACAAUAUGCAGGGAGGGGGGACAUGCAACAUAGCAGUGGACCAGGACAAGAUAAGAUCUCUGGACAUGGUCCCAACAGGAACUAAAUGUGGUGUGAAUGAGGUUUGCUAUGAUCACAAAUGCCAAGAUGUCAAAGUCUAUGGUCAAACGGAGGACUGUUCAUCCAAAUGCCAUAACAAUGGGGUGUGCAACAACAAGGGACAGUGCCACUGUGACCCAGACUGGGCUCCACCCUACUGUGACGUCAAGUAUUCAGACUUGCCUCAAGACCAGUUUGGGGUGGUAGCUGGCAUCUCAGCAGCGAUAGCUGUGUUGUUGCUGCUCACUUUCCUGGUUGCAGGACUGAUGUGCUGCAAGAAAAACAAGAGAGAAACCUACACCUCCAAAAAGAAAGUCCACUCUACCUCCGGCCAGUUGAACCCAAUGUUCCGGGAGAGGGGUGAGAAGGGCAAACCUCUGAGCAAGCCCCCCCAAAUUAGCCAACCCACCUUCAUGGAGUCAUCUGCAACACAAGCCUGCACCGCUCUGUUUGUCACUGUGGUCCCUUCCAGGCCCCCUCCACAGCCACCAAAGAGCUUGCCUGCAGUGCAGCCACAGUCUCGCAUUGAAGCGACUAAACCUCUACCUCCAUCAAAGCCUUUGCCGACUCUGAGUAGCAAACCGAAAAUCAAGCCUGUCGUCCCAGUGCCACCAGUCAAGUCCAGUCCUUACCCAGUGCCACCAGUCAAGUCCAGUCCUUACCCAGUACCUCCAGUCAAGUCCAGUCCUUACCCAGUACCUCCAGUCAAGUCCAGUCCUUACCCAGUGCCUCCAGUCAAGCCCACAGCACCAAAGCAGACCUCAGGAGGAGCAAGCCACAAGAUUGCAUUGAAGCCUCCCCCCAUGCCACGUCGAUGAUGACUGCUGCAUGGAGCAGUAUGGUGACUCAUAGGAAGACAAGGCUUUGAGGAGGAGCCUAGUCCUUGUUUCAGGCUCUAGGAGGUCCUGGAGGACCGAGUCUAAAGUCAACUGUGGAGAAUGUCUUUGAAGACUCAACAUCAACAUGGUGGUGUCUCAAAAUGUCCUCCUCAACCACUGUGGAAAAGUGGUUUGGAAAGUGCUGGAACAGAAUUGCUGGUGCAUUUCUCACGCAGUGUUUUUUUAUUAUAUAUAUUUUUUUUUAAUAAUAAUUGUAUAUAAAACUUCUUUUUUUUUUUACAGUAGACCACUCCCUUUUAAAUAAACCUAGCAGUUGUACUUGUUUUUAUAGGCUGCUUCAAAAAAAAUGAGGGGGAGAGCCUCAUGGUAUUGUACAUAUGAAUGUUCAUUUUAAGUUUGUCAUGUGCUCAAGCCAUUGUGUCUCUUUUUUUAAACGAAAAUGUAUUUAUUACAUUGAUAUUAGUUCUUUUUUCAAAGAUAUUACUAAUGUUACAAGUGAGAGAUAGGCUUCCUGAAAUGAAAUACUGUACGUAUUAUACCUGCUUAUUGUGAUAUGUGCAAUAAUCCAGUCCAAUGCAUCCUUGUUCUUCAAAUGGCCUUGGAAACUGUUGAUUGUAAUAUAAAUAAAAAUGUGCCUAAACAAA